AUGGUCCAAACUAAAGAUCAGCCUGAGAAGCACACUUCUGGCGACUCCUCAUCCGACGAGGAAGUGGAAGAAAGCCAGCCCAUCACCGAGGACCAGGCCAAAUUCGCCGCAGCUGCCGGUCUUUCUGAACAAGUAAGCCUAUUUCUACACACUUUUUGUCCAAAAACAAAUUCCCCCGAAAGGUCUUUUAUUAUGUUUGCAAAAGAAGUGUAAACAACUUGACAUGGCCACGUGACAGUAACUAAUGCACGUUAGUGUCGGUAUUGCAAUGCUAGAAAGAGAGCUCAAGCUAUUAUAAGUUGUAGUACCACUUUAAAAAGCAACAUAAACAAGUUAAAAUAAUAAAAUGACAUUUUUAGGUAUCGGAAAAGGGCUCAAAACAGUCGCGCUCCGAGAAGAAGGCUCGUAAAUUAUUCGCCAAGCUCGGCCUGAAGCAAGUGCACGGUGUGUCACGAGUCUCCAUCCGCAAAUCCAAGUCCAUUUUGUUCGUCAUCAACAAACCCGACGUAUACAAGAGCCCCGGAUCCGAUACCUACAUCAUCUUUGGAGAGGCCAAGAUCGAGGACCUGAGCCAGCACGCUCAACUCUCCGAUGUCGAGAACUUCAAACCGGCUGCCGCCAACAUCAGCCAGAAUGUGAACCGACUGGCGCCACAAGCCGAGGAAAGCGACACGGAGGAAGUGGACGCUACUGGUCUCGAAGAGAAGGACAUUGAAUUGGUAAUGUCACAAGCGGGCGUCAACCGGAACCGAGCCAUCAAAGCCCUCAAGAACUCGGACAACGACCUUGUGAAUGCCAUCAUGGAGCUGACGAUGUAA
Molecule: messenger RNA, 818 nt
Organism: Bursaphelenchus okinawaensis
Lineage: Eukaryota; Metazoa; Nematoda; Chromadorea; Rhabditida; Aphelenchoididae
Source: the annotation of a GenBank genome assembly